Messenger RNA from Scutellospora calospora, 288 nucleotides. The record is from the annotation of a GenBank genome assembly. NCBI's taxonomy places the organism in Eukaryota, Fungi, Glomeromycota, Glomeromycetes, Diversisporales, Gigasporaceae.
AUGUCUACUAGUCCAAAUACUCCUGAAGAAUAUAAUAAAGAAGAAAUUUUACAAAGUUUACAAAAUUUAAGUUUUGAAGAAACAGCUGCAAUAAAUGAAGAAAAUUUGAAUAAAAAUUUAGGAUUAGCUCAAAAAGUUAAAUUUUAUACAACUACUUCUAUUCAUAUUUAUUUACAACAGCAACAUAAUUUAUUAUUAGAAAAAGAAAAAUUAAAUUUUAUAAUUAAAAAAUAUUCAGUAGAAAUUCAAGCAGAAAAACUCAAGCAAUUUUUGAAUAGAUUAUCUUAG